UGUAAAGAAAACCACCAAUCCUUUCACCAAAAACUUCCUUCUUGGCUAAGCCAUGGAAUUUGAAGAAGCCCCUCUCUUGCAAAAAAUUAGUGCUCUUUACCAUCAAAUCUCAAGCCUCACUAGCCUCAACCCUUCUAAAAAUGUCGACACUCUUUUCACUCAACUCGUCCUCACGUGCUCUCCACCUGCCCCAGCUGGCUUUGAUAUUGCUUCUUUGUCUCAGCCACUUCAAGCCAUGAGGGCUCAUCUCAUUCGCCUUUGUGCUAAAGCUGAGGCUCUUCUUGAACUUCAUUUCUCUUCCAUUUUGGCUUCUUCAUUUCGUAAUCCUAUUUCUAACUUGUCUAUCUUCCCUUACUACUCUAAUUACUUGAAGCUUUCUUUACUUGAGUUUGAUAUUCUUCGAUCUCAUUGUCGUCGUGUCCCGGCUAGCAUCGCGUUUCUUGGCUCCGGCCCCCUCCCGCUCUCCUCCAUUGUCAUGGCGUCCAUUCAUCUUAAGGGUACUAUUUUCCACAACUUUGACCUUGAUCCAACUGCAAACUCCAUGGCUAGUCAAUUGGUUUGCUCUGACCCAGACUUAUCACAAAGAAUGAUAUUUCACACAACAGAUGUAAUGAAUGUAACAAAUGGAUUAAAAGACUAUGAAGUUGUGUUUUUAGCAGCAUUAGUGGGACUAGAAGAGGAAGAAAAAGGAAGAGUUUUAAAGCAUUUGGGGAAACAUAUGGCAGCUGGUGCUUAUUUAAUGCUAAGAAGUGCUCAUGGAGCAAGAGCAUUUUUGUACCCUGUUGUUGAUAUUUGUGACGUUGAAGCUUCUGGAUUUGAGAUUUUGUCUGUGUUUCAUCCCACUGAUGAAGUUAUAAACUCUGUUGUAAUUGCAAGAAAGAAAGCCCUGUUUGAUCGAAACUCGGUUGAGGAUGAGGAUGACGACGACAACGCCGCCGAGAAACGAGGUAUUUUAGUUGAUACUUCAUCUAUUGUGUUGGCUGAGAAAUGCUCUGGGUUUAAUGGUUUUAGUCCUAUGGUUGAAGAACAACUUUCUUGAAGUUGUUAUUGUACUUUUGCAUUUAAUUUUCAUUCACCCACCAUAAAUCUAUAUGUUUGGUUAAGUUCUUUUGUUUUGCUUGUUUUGUGUUGUGGAAAGUUUUUGACUUUCUUUUGUUUGUGUAACUAUAGAUCAAAUUGUUUCAAUAAAAUUAUGAGACGGAAAAAGAGUUAUACACUUGUCUUUUAGCUUAAA
Messenger RNA from Benincasa hispida (wax gourd), 1234 nucleotides. Its product is annotated as putative nicotianamine synthase 4. The record is from RefSeq and is a predicted model, not a curated record. NCBI's taxonomy places the organism in Eukaryota, Viridiplantae, Streptophyta, Magnoliopsida, Cucurbitales, Cucurbitaceae. Gene Ontology annotation, biological process: nicotianamine biosynthetic process. Gene Ontology annotation, molecular function: nicotianamine synthase activity.